AUGACUUAUGAAAGAAAAACAUCAAUCAUUGACCAGCUCAGUAACACGGUGCUGCCAUCUGAGUCCAUGAAGGUGGUGGCGGAGUCCAUGGGCAUCAACCAGAUCCCAGAGAAUGCAUGCCAGCUGCUGACAGAGGAGGUCAGCUACCACAUCAAAGAGAUCGCCCAGGAGGCCCUGAAGUUCAUGCAGAUGGGGAAGCGGAGGAAGUUGACCACUGGCGACAUGGACUAUGCCUUCAAGUUGAAGAAUGUGGAGCCCCUGUAUGGAUUCCAGGACCAGGAGUUCAUUCCCUUCCACUCCGCCUCUGGUGGGGGCCAGGAGCUCUACUUCUAUGAGGACAAGGAGGUGGAUCUGAGUGACAUUAUCAACACCCCUCUGCACAGAGUGCCCCUGGACGUCUGCCUCAAGGCGCACUGGUUGAGCAUUGAAGGCUGUCAGCCCGCCAUUCCCGAGAACCCACCUCCAGCUCCUAAGGAGCAGCAGAAGGUUAAGGCCAUGCAACCUUUGAACUCAGCCAAGCCGGGCCAGGAGGAUGAUGGCUUCCUGAAAGGAAAAGGGGUUGCCCUGGCAGCUAGCAAGGGGAAGAAGCAGAAGGUGCCGGCCUUCCUGGAUGGCACCCCCUUUCGGCUCAAGCCCCGCAGUAUCCAUGAACUAUCAGUGGAGCAGCAACUCUACUACAGGGCAAUCACUGAGGCCUGUUUAGGCUCCUCUGAAGCCAAGAGAGUGCAAGCUCUCCAGAGCAUCGCCACAGACCCUGGGCUAUCCCAGAUGCUGCCCUGGUUCAGCACCUUCAUCUCGGAGGGGGUCCGUGUGAACAUGGUGCAGAACAACCUAGCCCUGCUCAUCUACCUGAUGUGCAUGGUCAAGGCGCUCAUGGACAACCCAACACUGUACCUGGAGAAAUAUGCGCACGAGCUACUCCCAGCUGUGUUGACAUGCACCGUUAGCAAACAGCUGUGUCUGCGGCCAGAUGUGGACAACCACUGGGCACUGCGUGAUUUUGCUGCCCGCCUGGUGGCCCAGAUCUGCAAGCACUUCAGCACAACCACCAACAAUAUCCAGGCCCGCAUCACCAAGAUCUUCGCCGAGAGUUGCAUGGAUGAGAAGACCCCAUGGACCAUGCGCUAUGGCUCCAUUGCAGGCUUGGCUGAGCUGGGACAUGAUGUCAUCAAGUCCCUGAUCCUGCCAUGGCUACAGCAGGAGGGUGAGCGGAUCCAAGCCGUGCUUGAUUGCCCAGCGCUCAGCCACAUGGACCGCAUAGGUGCCGAACACGUGCAGAACCUGCUGCUGAAACAUUGUGCCCCGGUCCUAGCCAAGAUGCGACUGCCACCUGACAAUCAGGACACCUACCACACCGAGUUCGGAUCCCUGGGAGCUGUCCUCUGCUCACAUGUGGUGAAAGCACGGGCCCAGGCCAUGCUGCAGGCCCAGCAAGUCCACAAGGCCACACUGACCAUCACGCAGCCGCAGCCCACACUCACCCCCUCACAGGCCCCACAGUCUGUUCCUCACACUCCUGGUUUGCUCAAGGAGCCUGGUUCUGUCCUGAUGCCUAUGCAGACCCUGGUGUCUUCACGAUCCCCUGCCCCACCACAGCCAUCCCCUCCUCCCACCAAGUUCCUGAUAAAGUCGUCAUCCUCCAGCACCUCAUCCACCCAGCAGGUCCUGUCCCUCAGCACCUCGGUGCCUGGCUCGAGCUCCACCACCAUGUCCCGAAUCACCACCACAGUCCCCAGCAUGCAGCCCAGGGUCAAGCUGGUCUCCAUUACUUUCAAAGCGCCCACAACCACCUUAGCCUCUGGGCCUGACAGUGUCCAGAAGUACAUCGUGGUCUCAUUCCCCCAACUGGCGAAAGCAAAGAAUGUUGUAGAACAUGAUCAGUGCACCUUGAUGGAAGAGGAUGACAAGAAAGAGGAGGUGGGGCGGGAGCGGGCUCGAAAAAGGCAUGAAAUAAGUAUCAAGCUCCUGGACUAG
Messenger RNA from Suncus etruscus (white-toothed pygmy shrew), 1974 nucleotides. Its product is annotated as transcription initiation factor TFIID subunit 6-like. The record is from RefSeq and is a predicted model, not a curated record. Lineage: Eukaryota; Metazoa; Chordata; Mammalia; Eulipotyphla; Soricidae. Gene Ontology annotation, biological process: transcription initiation at RNA polymerase II promoter; RNA polymerase II preinitiation complex assembly. Gene Ontology annotation, molecular function: protein heterodimerization activity; RNA polymerase II general transcription initiation factor activity; transcription coactivator activity. Gene Ontology annotation, cellular component: SAGA complex; SLIK (SAGA-like) complex; transcription factor TFIID complex.